AUGGCAGACAACACUGUAAAAGUUUACGGACACAUUCUCUCGCCUCCUGUUAGGGCUGUCCUCAUAUUUUGUCAACUUCAUAACAUUCCUAUCGAAUUCCUUGAUGUUGAUAUGGCCCACGGUGGUCAUAAGUCCCCAGAAUAUUUAGCAAUUAAUCCUUAUGGCUUGGUUCCUGCCAUUACUCAUGGAGACUUCCAUUUGGGUGAGAGUGGAGCAAUUGUCUUCUAUUUAGCUGAAACUUUUCACUUAGACAGUCAAUGGUUCCCUGCAGACCUCCAACAGAAAGCUAAAAUCAACUCAUCACUCCAUUGGCAUCAUACCAAUACUGUAAAAAAUAUUAUCCCUUAUACCUACAAUAAGGUCGUCGCUCCUAUGUUUUUGGGGAAGCCUCCAGUUACUCCUGAGUUUGAUGCUGAGCUUAUUGCAAAUGCACGCACAUUCCUUAAAUCCCUUGACGAUUUAUUCGCAACUGGGGUUUACAUUGCAAGAACUGCUCACCCAACUUACGCAGAUGUUCUUUUGUAUUGCUAUGUCAGUCACUUGGAAUUUGCUUCGUUUGAUUUCAGUACUUAUCCAGCCCUUAAUAGAUGGAGAGACGAGAUAGGUGCAAUUGAAGCUGUAAGAGAAGUGCAUGAGCAAUUCAGACAAAUGGUGGCAUGUAUUCUUGAAAAAUUCCAAGCUCCUCAGCCCUCAGCAUAA
Messenger RNA from Blepharisma stoltei, 699 nucleotides. The record is from the annotation of a GenBank genome assembly. Lineage: Eukaryota; Ciliophora; Heterotrichea; Heterotrichida; Blepharismidae.